This is a messenger RNA of Aegilops tauschii subsp. strangulata, 2394 nucleotides long. RefSeq lists its product as uncharacterized. NCBI's taxonomy places the organism in Eukaryota, Viridiplantae, Streptophyta, Magnoliopsida, Poales, Poaceae. The record is from RefSeq and is a predicted model, not a curated record.
AUGGAUUCCAAGAAGGGUAGGUCCGAGAUGCAGAUGGAUACAGGGGCUACAAGCAAGGAUACGGCGGCUGGGAAGCGGAAGACGAAGAAAAAGGUACCUGCGACUGCGAUGGCAAAGAAGGCGGCGAAACCGAGCGUGAGGAAGAUAGACAGCACGGCGAAGGAAACGCGUCGCCGGGCGCCGGUAUACAAGCUGACAAUUCCUGUCGACGAUGAAGAUCGCGACUUGUUCAACGAACUGUGGAUGGGAACAUGGGGCGAUGUCAUCGUUUCCAUGGACCGAAAAACGACUGUCCCCAGCGUGGGCUUCACGGACCUUGUUUCCCCCAGGGCCAGCAUCAGCCUCGUCGACACUGUGCAGCUCUUUGAAGUCAGAAUCUCAACAAAAGAGGCCUCAGGUUUAGUGUGGCCGCUGCAUGUGUAUGGUUUUAUCGCCACGCGUGAUUCGGUGGAUUUCAAGCGCAAUAUCAUCUUUGAGCGUGAAAAGGAUGACUGCCAGAUCGUCAGUGAGGGGGUUCCAUACCUAGCACUGACUGGGCCUGCACGUGCUGUUGUGCUGGUUGAUCCUGUCUACUUUGAGGUUGACCUCAAGGUGAGUGGAGCUGGGCAAUCUGAGGAUCAAGAGCUAAUCUACGUAGCUUGUCCAUUCAGGAACACCCAGCCGCCUGAUUCAUCCCUGUUUACGUCUGUCUACACCAACAAGAUCAGCGCACUCGACUUGACAUUUGGCCACAUUGUUGGCUCAGUAGAGGCCUCGGUCAGUAUGAAAGUCAUCCAUGGGCCAUGGCUAGAUGGUUUCCGAGGCUCUUUCGCUGCAAGAACUGCCAGCAUAAAUGACAUGACAGUUUGGUUGCUUGAGAUCGGUGAUAAUAACGGGUUGCCUCUUGCUGAUGAUGGCACGAUCAAGCUUCAACGCCAUGUUGUUUGUGCUGAACUUAAAAGACGAGAGUAUCUGGAAGUUUCUGUCAGUGCUUAUGGCGUCGGUGGGCAACGAUUUGAUGACGGUCUGCAUUUUACACCUCAGGAACGCGGUAAACUUGAAGGUACACUUAAUGUUGAUUCAUGUGAGAUUGAGGUCACUGUGACCUGGUCCCUUAUCAAGUAUUGCUAGGAGGAAUCUAACUUCAGUGGUGUGUCUGGCAGUCGACUGUUUACCCUACUGUCCAAAUUCAAUAUGUUUGAAAUGCUAUUUUGUACUAUUACCGUAAUGACAAUACAUAUUACAUAUUGUUGCAUGUAUGAACAAAGGUUUGAUAUGUUGUCGUUCAGUGUUUUGUGGUAAACGAAUCGAUUUUAAUGCUUACUGGUACAGGCAAGUCACUGGUUUAGCUUCCUCUGCCAACUUCUCGGCUAAAAGCUGAAAUCUUUUAGAUCAACUGCUGCGAUUUUAUUAACAACCAGCACUCUAAUGCCACCAAGGCCAGUGUACAAGGUCAACAAAAAAAAAUGCAUCUAGGCAUGGUGUAAAAAACUGAUACUCCCUUCGAUCCACAUUAAUUCUCGCUCAAAUGGAUGUAUCUACCACUGAAAUAUUUGUUAGAUACAUCCACCUCAGCGACAACUAAUAUGGAUCAAAAGGAGUAAAUAAAAAGUCCACAUGUACCAUGUGCCAAAAUUGCACAUUCAAAUUCCACUCAAAGUUAGCUUCAAAAAAAAAUCCACUCAAAGCUUAAGAAACAAAAAACAUAAUUCAGUCUAUGAACAGUACCAAAUUUAAUUAGUUUGACUCACAGGAGCUACUCACCCAUAAAUCAAUGUACUAAAUGACUAAUUCGCCCACUGAACCUGGAAAACUUAUUUUGAAUCUGGCCCCAACAUUCAUGCCUACCGAACUGACUACUAUGCUACAUGUAACCGCGCAUUCCAACAAGGCUUGUUUGACCUAUGCGGUCCAUGAUCGUCGGUCGUGCCGCCGACAAUGCACGGCCUUGUCCCGCCUAACGGACAGGCGCGAUAACACACAUGACCCCUGGCUUUUAGAUGGUAGACCAUCCGAGAGCCUUCACAUAUCUGGUUCUCCGGGUAAAUAUUAUUGGAUAAUGGAACCCAGCCAAGAACAACAGGGGUAAAUCCACGUGGGAGGCACGAAAGGGGGGACGGCAGGCACCGAAUAACCAUCGACCCCAAUGAGUAUCCAGGCCCCCAGUCAAAUUCAAAAUCAAAGGCCCGAAUUGAUACCUCAAUUGACUGAGAGCGCCCCAACCCCUUGGGAGCUUAGUGAAUUUAAGGACAAGGAUGUUAAAACAAAGUCAUAACUCGCAUCAAUUUAAGAGUACAUUACAAAUCAGAAUGUUUCAAUUUGAAGGGAACAUCUCAAUUUGCAGCUUGGCGCGUCCGAAACACCUCUUUGGCAACCCCAUAAUACAUUAUUUUACCACCAAGCCAAACAAGAAAA